This is a messenger RNA of Cataglyphis hispanica, 976 nucleotides long. Its product is annotated as E3 ubiquitin-protein ligase RNF181-like. The coding region runs from base 203 to 643 and encodes 146 amino acids. Gene Ontology annotation, biological process: protein ubiquitination. Lineage: Eukaryota; Metazoa; Arthropoda; Insecta; Hymenoptera; Formicidae. Gene Ontology annotation, molecular function: ubiquitin protein ligase activity. The record is from RefSeq and is a predicted model, not a curated record. Gene Ontology annotation, cellular component: cytoplasm. The transcript has 2 exons.
ACUGUUCGUUCUCAGUAUGACUUGAGGUUUUUGACAGAUUGUUGCGUAUAACGUGAUAGUUGUACAAUAAUACAAACACAUCCGUAAAGUGAAGGCUGCAAACAUCAAAGAUAAAAGAAGUUAUCAUUUAUUACGAUAAAAGUGAAUGCUAUUGAGUUUGUAGUUUCACGUGCAAAGUAGGUUUUAUUGCAAUUUCGACGAUAUGUCCAAUUAUUUCGAGGAAAUGGGUUGGACGCCCUUAGAUGACGGACAAGCGCCGAAUCACCUGAUUCAAAUGGCACGUUUUUUGCGAGAUUCUGGCAUGUGGGAAUUACUCGGAGAAGACACAAAACUUCCACCGCCAGCGUCAAAAAAUGCAGUGGAAACUUUACCGGAGAUUAAGAUUGAAUCCAGUGAAACUAAACAGUGUCCAGUUUGCUUGAAAGAAUUCGAGGCGAACGAUAAAGCGAAAUCGAUGCCUUGUCAUCACGUGUUUCAUCAUCAAUGUAUCGUACCCUGGUUAGAAAAGACCAAUUCGUGUCCACUCUGCCGAUACGAAUUGCCGACAGACGAUGAAGAAUAUGAAAUGUACAGGAAAGAGAAGAAGCGAGCGGUAGAGAGGGAGAAAGACUUGGAAUCUCUACAUAAUUCUAUGUUUACGUAGGAAAUAUAUUAUAUAACUUUUUAAAGAAAAAUUAUCUUGUAUAUUCUAUAAGUUGUCACUACAUUCAAAAUAUCAUUCAUCACAACAAGCGCCUUGUAUUACUGGUAGUUGGGAAAGUAGAUAAAAAUGUCAACAGUCACGCUCAAUGUACAUUUGUAUAUUAAAAAUAGUUAUACUUACCGUUUAUUAAUAUAAAGAAAAUGUUUUAUAAUUACGAAAAUGUAUAAAGAAACAUAUAAUGUAUAAUAAAAUUAUAUUAAUAUGUAAUAUAAUUACAUUCAUUUGUAAUAUGUGAAAUAAUGUUGAUUGAAUAAAGAGACAUGAAUUAUUAAU